AUGGAUUUUGCGUGCCGUGGCGUCUCCCCGCGUCAUCUCGUGCCGCUCCUGCUCCUCUCCCUCAGCGUCUUGCGAAUCCACGCGCGCCACGGCCCCGAGAUAGCCGUUGCGGACGUUCAACAUUCCCGGAGCCGUGCCGGGAAUGCCGCAAAUUCUCAUCAGCAGUUCGACUCGCAGUCUCCCGAGGUCGGAACAUCCGAGGGGCGCCAGCAUGAUCCAUACGCCAGCAGCGGCAACGGAGGUGGGGCGGGCAGCACCACUGUCACGGGGAGCGACGGCGCGGAGUCGAUUGCGGAGUGGAAGCGGCGAUCAGCGGAAGCGGGCGCGCACUUCUUCCCCCUGCAGCGCGCGGAAGACGCCCCCAGCAGGGAGGAGAUACACCGGCGCAUUCUCGGGUCCAGAGGCGUGGGGGGCGGCUUGAGGGGCAAAGGAGAGGCAGGCGGGGCAUCGGAUUUGACGGGGUAUUCCCUGCCAAUGAAGGAGUACGACAGCACGCUGGUCUCAACGGCCAACGGCACAAUGGGCAACACCAUGGUCAACUACAGCACCUUUGCCGGCGGCAACGACAAGAUCCGCCUCCCCGUGUAUCCGUACUACGUGGCGCUCAAGCUGGGGUCGAGGAAGCAGGAUUUCAGCAUGGCGCUCAACCUGUUCCUGCCCUUCACCUUCGUGCCCUGCGACUGUCUCCACUGCGGCUCCAUGCGCAAGGGGACCACCUACAGCAAGCCCUUCAGCACGCUCUCCUCCACAACCCUCAAGUACAUCUCCUGCGUCGACCGGCGCUGCCAGAGCGGCGCUCAAUCCGGCUUCUACGGCUGCAGCACGGAAGGGCUCCCCAACUACAUCAACCUCACGGGCCUGUUGCCUGGGGACGACGCGCUCUGCGUGUACGAUGCGUAUGCAGGAGGCUACGACUACUAUGAAGCGGACUAUGAAGCUAACAAUGGAACAGGAUCGUUCCUUGAGUCAGUGGGGCAUGUGGUGGAGGACACUGUAUACCUCACUGCACCUGAUGGUACCGAAGUCAACCGCUCCAUCAUUCUUGGCUGUGGAGUGAACCAGAUGGGCCACUGGGGCAUGCAGGGGUGGCAGUACGGGUCGUGGGCAGCAGGAGGCGUGCUGGGGCUGGGGUGGGACAGCCCCUUCCUGCAGCAGCUCACCUCUGCCUAUACCCCAAUGUCCUUCGCGGUGUGUCUGGAGGAGCCGACGCCCACGAACAAGACGGGGUGGGAUGGCAAGGUGCCGCUGCAGACAGGCAGCAGCCAUCUCGUCAUCGGUGCUUUCGGCCUCACUAAAGGCGCCGCCAACUACACCUACAUGUAA
Molecule: messenger RNA, 1323 nt
Organism: Closterium sp. Naga37s-1
Lineage: Eukaryota; Viridiplantae; Streptophyta; Zygnematophyceae; Desmidiales; Closteriaceae
Source: the annotation of a GenBank genome assembly